Messenger RNA from Anguilla rostrata (American eel), 6967 nucleotides. RefSeq names its product phosphoinositide kinase, FYVE finger containing (gene pikfyve). Gene Ontology annotation, cellular component: vesicle membrane; cytoplasmic vesicle. Gene Ontology annotation, biological process: intracellular signal transduction; melanosome organization; phosphatidylinositol metabolic process. The coding region runs from base 153 to 6503 and encodes 2116 amino acids. Gene Ontology annotation, molecular function: metal ion binding; ATP binding; 1-phosphatidylinositol-5-kinase activity. The record is from RefSeq and is a predicted model, not a curated record. Lineage: Eukaryota; Metazoa; Chordata; Actinopteri; Anguilliformes; Anguillidae. The transcript has 40 exons.
UGAUUCAGCCUGCUGCAGCCAGGAAGAAACUAGAUGCUGGAGGAAGCGGGUUUGGAUCGUUACAUAAACAACACUCAUUUUCCGACAUAACCAGCGGCUGAACAUAGAAACAGGGAUGCCAACGAAAACCCACUCUGCACAGGAGCAGUGACAUGGCUGCUGAUGAUAAGUCCUCCUCUUCCUCCUCCUCCACGCUGGAGUGGAGCGCGGAGCCACCCCCCCUGCCCCGGAGCCCCUCCCACCUGACGCACUUCAAGCCCCUGACCCCCGAGCAGGACGAGCCCCCCCUCCGCUCGGCCUACAGCUCCUUCGUCAGCCUCUUCCGCUUCAGCAAAGACGAGGGGCGCCCCCCCUCGGUGGCGGAGAAGGCGGAGGUGCCGGUGGCGUCUCCACAGAGGGAGGGGGGCAGCUGGUCCAGUCCGGCCCACGCUCUCCACGUCUCGGCCACGCACAGGAAGCAGCACCCCCCCGAACUGCUCCGGAGGACCUCCACUGCGUCAGAGGGCCGUAGGAAGUCGGAAGCCCCCCUGGGGAGUCAUGACCCCCGCACCGCCGUCCAGCUCCGCACCGCCCUCAAACGACUGAAGGAGAUCAUGGAGGGAAAGAGUCAGGACAGCGAUCUGAAGCAGUACUGGAUGCCGGACAGCCAGUGCAAGGAGUGCUACGACUGCAACGAGAAGUUCACCACCUUCCGCCGCCGCCACCACUGCCGGCUCUGCGGCCAGAUCUUCUGCAGCCGCUGCUGCAGCCAGGAAAUCCCCGGCAAGUUCAUGGGCUACACGGGAGACCUGCGGGCCUGUACGUACUGCAGGAAGAUCGCUCUGAGCUACGCGCACUCGGCCGACUCGGGCUCCAUCGGGGAGGAUCUGAGCGCGCUCUCCGACUCGCCCUGCUCCGUCUGCGUGCUGGAGCCCAGCGAGCCCCGCACCCCCGUGGGGGGGCGCAAGGCCAGCCGAAACAUCUUCCUGGAGGAGGACCUGGCCUGGCAGAGAAAAACUCCCAUUGGGAUGAGAAAGAAUCUGAUCCAUCAGGAAUCGCAAGGCAGUGGCAUCAGCUCCAGACUGACUGCGGUGCCAGAAGAUGUGGGCAAAUCUCCAGCAAGGAAGAGGUCAGCCAGCAUCACCAACCUCUCCCUGGACCGCUCUGGGUCCUCCAUCGUCCCGUCCUACGACAGCUCCGUCAGCCCCCAGACCAGCCGGGCCCUGCCCAAAGCGGACCACAACGAGGAGGAGCGCAAGAUCCUGCUGGAUUCAUCCCAGCUGAAGGACCUGUGGAAGAAGAUCUGUCACAACAGCACAGGCAUGGAGUUCCAGGACCAUCGCUACUGGCUGCGCACCUACCCCAACUGCAUUGUGGGAAAGGAGCUGGUCAUCUGGCUGCUUCGCAACGGAACCAUCUCCACGAGGCCUCAGGCGGUGGCUAUAGGACAGGCGUUGGUUGAUGGACGCUGGCUGGACUGUGUCACUCACCAUGACCAGAUUUUCAGGGACGAGUACGCUCUCUAUCGCCCUCUACAGAGCACGGAGUUCUCUGAGACCCCGUCUCCGGACAGUGACAGCGUUAACUCCCUGGAGGGACACUCCGAGCCGUCCUGGUUCAAGGACAUAAAGUUUGACGACAGCGAUCCAGAGCAGCUGGCGGAUGAGUACCCCAUGCCCAACUCCGCCAGCCCCAGUAAGAGAACCUCGGUCAGCAGCUUUCAGUCGGCGGUGGACAGCGAUUCUGCCGCCUCCAUCAACCUGAACGUGGAGCAGGACAACGUCAACUUCCACAUCAAGAAGCACUCCAAGUACCCGCACGUGCCCCCGCACCCGGCCGAGCAGAAAGCGGAGCUCCUGGUGACAGAGGACGGAGGGCAGCAGAUCGCCAUCAGUGACGCGUUCAUUAAAGAGUCCCUGUUCAACAGGCGGGUGGAGGAGAAGGCCAAAGAGAUGCUGUUCACCCCGCUGGGCUGGCACCACAGCUCGCUCGACCAGCUGAGGGAGGAGAACGGGGAGAAGAAGGCCAUGGAGAGGCUCCUCUCCGCCAACCACAGCCACAUGAUGGCGCUGUUGCAGCAGCUGCUGUACAGCGAGUCCCUCUCGCUGUCGUGGCGUGACAUCAUCGUGCCGGUGGUGCGGCAGGUGGUGCAGACGGUGCGGCCGGACGUGCGCAGCUGCGACGACGACAUGGACAUCCGCCAGUUCGUCCACAUCAAGAAGAUCCCGGGCGGGAAGAAGUUUGACUCUGCCGUGGUGAACGGCUUUGUUUGCACCAAGAACAUCGCCCAUAAGAAGAUGAACUCCUACAUCAAGAACCCCAAGAUUCUGCUGCUGAAGUGCUCUAUUGAGUACCUGUACAGGGAGGAGACCAAGUUCACCUGCAUCGACCCCAUCGUGCUGCAGGAGCGGGAGUUCCUGAAGAACUACGUGCAGCGCAUCGCGGACGUACGGCCCAACCUGGUGCUGGUGGAGAAGACCGUGUCGCGCAUUGCCCAGGACAUGCUGCUGGAGCACGGCAUCACGCUGGUCAUCAACGUCAAGCCCGUCAGUGCCCCCCCUCACCGCCCCCAUCCCCCCCUCCCCCCCAACCCGACCGUCUGUGCUUCAGCCAUGUCUCAGAAUGUCUAUGUGCUUCAUCUGUGUGCCUGUGCUUUCAAAAUGGCCUCCGCACACGCAAGGAUUCUUCAUUGGUCAGAUUUGAAACUGCUGUUGAAUGGCCAGCUCGGUUGCCACUCACCUUUCUUCCCCGCUGUUCCAUUGGCAGACGAGGCGAAGACGCUGAUGUUCUUCGAGGGCUGCCCCGCCCACCUGGGCUGCACGGUGAAGCUGCGGGGCGCGGCGGAGUACGAGCUGGCGCGGGUGAAGGAGAUCAUCGUGCUGAUGAUCUGCGUGGCGUACCACUCCCAGCUGGAGAUCUCCUUCCUGAUGGACGAGUUCGCCAUGCCGCCCAGCCUGGCCAAGACCGGCUCCUUCCCCUGCCUGCUGGAGAGCGCCACGGGCGAGGAGGAGGAGGAGGAGGAGGAGGAAGAGGGCGGAGGAGAGCAGGGCAGCAUGGACGGCAGUGACCCCUUCCAGUCGGGGGACGGGGGGGCGGGGCUCCUGGAGCAGGACGGGCCCCCGGGGAAGCCGGUGGCGGGGGCGGGGGCGGAGUCGUCGCCCCGGGACGGCGGGAGCCCCAAGGGCGUGGCGGCGGGCUCGGCCUCGUCCUUCACGGGGCCCGAGGGGGCGGGGCCGGACGUGCUCACCUCCACCCCGGUCUCCUGCCCCCCGGCCCCGCCCCCUCCCGUGUCCCCGCCCUUCCUGAUCCCGGACCUGGAGGCGGAGGUGGGGGCGGGGCCGAAGCGGGCGCUGUCGCGGGGCGACUCGCGGGACAGCUCGGGCUCGGAGACGCCGCCGCCGGCUCCCGCCCCGCGGCUGUUCCGCGACCCGCUGCAGGACGACACCGGCAUGUUCGUGGCCGAGCAGGUGGCCUCGUCGGACGACCGGCUGAAGUCGCUGUCGGCGGCGUUUCGGCAGGAGCUGAAGGACAUCAUCCUCUGCAUCUCGCCCUUCAUCACCUUCAAGGAGCCCUUCCUCCUCACCCCGGCGGGGCUCCGCUGCCCCAGCCGCGACUACUUCCCCGAGCAGGUGUACCUGUCCCCGCUGCUCAGCAAGGACUUCCGCGAGCUCGACGGCCGCCGCAAGAGGCAGCUGCUCAAGGAGGCGGGGCCUCCCCCGGGGGGCGUGGCCAACGGCGUCGCCGCGGCGACCGCGGCCCCCGCCCCCCGCUCCAUCCGGGUGCUGCCGUCGCACCGGCUGACCAGCAUGCGCAUCGCCGAGCAGCUGGGCGGCAGCCAGGACCUGGCCCGCACCCUGGCCGACUUCCGGGCCCAGGGGGGGCGCAUCCGCGCGCGGGACGCCGACCCCUUCGCCCAGGCCCCGGCCCCGCCCCUGAGGGCACCGCCCGUCAAGGCCGACAGCGAGGAGGAGCGGGGCCCACCCCAGAGCGACAUGACCUGGGCCACCAAGAUGGACUGCCUGAACCCCGUCAACCACCAGAGGCUCUGCGUGCUGUUCAGCAGCUCGUCUGCGCAGUCCAACAACUCGCCCAAUCCCUGCGUCAGCCCCUGGAUUGUGACGAUGGAAUUCUACGGCAAGAAUGAUCUGACCCUCGGCAUAUUUUUGGAAAGAUACUGUUUCAGGCCGUCCUACCAGUGCCCCAGCAUGUUCUGCGAGACUCCCAUGGUGCACCACAUUCGCCGCUUCGUCCACGGCAACGGCUGCGUGCAGAUCGUCCUGAAGGAGCUGGACUCGCCCGUGCCGGGGUACCAGCACACCAUCCUCAACUACUCCUGGUGCCGCAUCUGCAAGCAGGUGACGCCGGUCGUACCCCUGUCCAAUGACUCGUGGUCCAUGUCCUUCGCCAAGUACCUGGAGCUGCGGUUCUACGGGCACCAGUACACCCGCCGCGCCAAUGCCGAGCCCUGCGGGCACUCCAUCCACAAGGACUACCACCAGUACUUCUCCUACAACCAGAUGGUGGCGUCCUUCAGCUACACCUCAGUGAGAAUGCUGGAGAUCUGCCUGCCCCCCCAAAAGAUCUUCAUCAGGAACCAGGGCCCCUCCAAGAACAGCCUGCUGCAGGACCUCAAGGACUUCACUCAGAAGGUGACGCAGGUGUACCUGGCCAUCGACGACCGGCUCACCUCCCUCAAGACCGAAACCUUCAGCAAGACCCGCGAGGAGAAGAUGGAGGACCUGUUCGCUCAGAAAGACAUGGAGGAGGUGGAGCUGCGCAGCUGGAUCGAGAAGCUGCAGGCGCGGCUGCUCUCCUGCGGGCUGGACACGCCGCAGCAGCUGCAGGCUGUGCUGGAGUCGGUGGUGAUGAAGAAGCAGAGCCUGUGUGAAACGCUGCAGUCCUGGAACACCCGGCUCCAGGACCUGUUCCAGCAGGAGAAGGGCAGGAAACGUCUGUCUGUCCCGCCCAGCCCAGGGAGACACAGACAGACGGACGACAGCAAGACGAGCGCUCUGGAGUCCUCCCCCCGAAACCCCUCCCCCGUGGUGCAGAACGGAGAGAAAGAGGAUCGGUACCUGAGCACGCUGCCCUCAGGCUCGGGGUCGUCCUCGCUGCUGCAGCUGCCGUCGCCGGGGGAGGCGGGCUCAGAACCGCUCUCCUGUGGACCGUCCUUCCCCGAGCAGGACUCCAUCAGCAUCCCAGAAGACGUGUUUGACGGACAUCUGCUGGGCUCCAACGACAGCCAGGUGAAGGAGAAGUCCACCAUGAAAGCCAUCCUGGCCAACCUGUUGCCUGGCAACAGCUACAACCCCAUCCCUUUCCCAUUCGACCCGGACAAGCACUACCUGAUGUAUGAGCACGAGCGGGUUCCCAUCGCUGUGUGUGAGAGAGAGCCCAGCUCCAUCAUCGCCUUCGCCCUCAGCUGUAAGGAGUACAAGGCGGCUCUGGAGGACCUUUCCAAGGUCACCGUGAAGACUGGAGCCGAGGAGACUGCACAGACCAACAGCGCGGGAGAGAACCGGGUGAAGAACAGCCCCGCCAAACCCAGCGAGGCGGCCACCCCCCUGGCAGGACGGACCAGCAUGGAGGCAGACCCUCUCAAAGAGCCAGAUGGAGGCGACAAGCAGAAGAAGGUGGCAGGCAAUCCUCACAUUGAACUGCAGUUCUCCGACGCCAACGCCAAGUUCUACUGCCGGAUCUACUACGCGGAGGAGUUCCACCGCAUGCGCGAGGAGAUCAUGGAGAGCAGCGAGGACGACUUCGUGCGCUCGCUCUCGCACUGCGUCAACUGGCAGGCCCGCGGGGGGAAGUCCGGCGCCGUCUUCUACGCCACCGAAGAUGACCGGUUCAUCCUGAAGCAGAUGCCCAGGCUGGAGGUGCAGUCCUUCCUGGACUUCGCUCCGCACUACUUCACCUACAUCACUGGAGCUGUGCAGCAGAAGCGCCCCACCGCGCUGGCUAAGAUCCUGGGCGUGUACCGGAUCGGCUACAAGAACUCUCAGAACAACACGGAGAAGAAGCUGGACCUGCUGGUGAUGGAGAACCUGUUCUACGGACGCAAGAUGGCGCAGGUGUUCGACCUGAAGGGGUCGCUGCGGAACCGCAACGUGAAGACGGACUCGGGCAAGGAGAGCUGCGAGGUGGUGCUGCUGGACGAGAACCUGCUGCGGCUGGUGCACGACAACCCGCUGUACAUCCGCGCGCACUGCAAGGCCAUCCUGCGCGCCGCCAUCCACAGCGACGCCUUCUUCCUCACCUCCCACCUCAUCAUCGACUACUCGCUGCUGGUGGGGCGCGACGACACCACCGACCAGCUGGUGGUGGGCAUCAUCGAUUACAUUCGGACCUUCACCUGGGACAAGAAACUGGAAAUGGUGGUCAAAUCCACUGGAAUUCUGGGCGGCCAAGGGAAGUUGCCCACGGUGGUCUCCCCGGAGCUGUACCGGGCCCGGUUCUGCGAGGCCAUGGAUAAGUACUUCCUGAUGGUGCCGGACCACUGGACCGGGUUGGGGGUGAACUGCUGAGCCUGGCGACGAAGCGGACUGUUGGGCCUUCAGCGGGACCGGGACCCCCCCCCCCGUCUCUCCCGCUAUCCUGGGGCGACAGAGAGGGGGGCCCACCCCUCACCCCCCGUCUCUCACAGAUCCACAGAAGCACACUUUAGGCUGGCUGAGGACGGGCAGGUAAAGGUGUGUUAAUUUAUCGGACCCUCCACAGUGAGGUGGCCACCGCCCCACCUGAGGGGCGCACACAAGCCCCGCCUUCCUCCCGAAUCGUGACAAGCUGUCACUAGGACGGGGGGGGGGGGGGGGUGUUGUGAAUCAGUGUUGUGGAAGUGCCAAGACACAGUGGUCCUUUCGUUUGCUUGAGAUUUUGGGACAUGGCACUGAAAACCCCUGGCAAAGCACGCCCUGAGAACAAGCCAGUCUGCGUGCGGUGUUUGUCCCAACUGUACAGAGAUUGAUGUAAUAAAGGAUUAACACAGUUU